AUGAGCUACCGCCGCCACACCAAGUCCUCCGCCAGCUCCGGCUCGCGGCGCAGGUCCACGCCCACGCUGCGCGACGGCCUCUCAGAGGUGGCGGGCAGCCUGAACUCCCCACUCUUCGUCAGCCAGAGCGCGCUGCCGCCCGAGGCGGAGACCGUCGCCACCAUAGAG
This is a messenger RNA of Ostreobium quekettii, 168 nucleotides long. Lineage: Eukaryota; Viridiplantae; Chlorophyta; Ulvophyceae; Bryopsidales; Ostreobiaceae. The record is from the annotation of a GenBank genome assembly.